GGCCAGCCGCAUCCAAAAUAGCGCGGUCUGUCUGCUACGCACAUGGCUACACUAUACUUUCGUUGAUGAUCGAACAGCGGAGAUGAGCAGCUCUUCCUUUCAAGCGGUGACGACCGCUUUCCGCAAGACCUUCGACGUGGCGCCGAAAAACAUAGCGAAAUGGUUUCCCACGCAUAUGUACACAGGCAUGAAAGACAUGCAGCGCAAGCUCAAGUCAGUGGAUUGUGUCCUGGAACUUCACGAUGCUCGGGUUCCGUUGAGUGGCCGGAACCCGCACUUCCUGUCCAUGAUAGCGGCCAUCAAGCCUCACGUCUUGCUUCUCAACAAGUCUGACCUCGCCGACCCCAACCACAAGGCGACCGUUGACCAGCAGUUGCGUGACCAGGGCACGCAGAACAUCCUCCACAUCCGCAGCACGGAGCCCAUCCGCAACGUUGAUAGGAUUGUGCCCAUGGUUGCAGACCUGAUUCGCCAGUCCGGAGCGCUACAACCGACAAGAGGUACGACCAUACCUCUCCCAUAUCAAUGCAACAGUGCUGUGUGCAGUGCCAUCUGA
Molecule: messenger RNA, 556 nt
Organism: Rhipicephalus sanguineus (brown dog tick)
Lineage: Eukaryota; Metazoa; Arthropoda; Arachnida; Ixodida; Ixodidae
Product: mitochondrial ribosome-associated GTPase 1-like
Exons: 5
Coding region: 83-556 (157 amino acids)
Cellular component (GO): mitochondrion
Molecular function (GO): GTPase activity
Source: RefSeq, a predicted model, not a curated record